UUUUUUGAUAAGUUGUCGCCGACGUUGAAUGGUUUUUUUUUCGGUGUCAACUGUUCCGCUGCUGACACCAUCUUAUCAUCACUGUUUGCAGUGCUUUGUCUAUCAUUUUGCAGCUGGCUGAAACGUUUAGGGUUAGAGUAUAUCUGCUUGGUGUCGAAACGAUUUUGUUGUGGUUAUUCUUUUCUUUGGUUUCUAUUUUGACUCUCCCCUAUACAUCUACCCAUAUAUUAACGGAUAACCCUGCGUUGGAUCCUUUAUAGCUGUGUCAGUUUCUCCCUCGUAAAGAAGGAGUACAUUUCCAAACAACUUAUGGUUGAACCCAUGAAAAACCCCUUCGUCCACAGACUCAAUCUUGGACCUGUGGAUGUAAUAAAGAUUGGAGUGAUGUCUUUCACCAUUGCACCUAUACGGAUCCUCAUUGCAGGAAUUCUUUUGCUGCUUGCUUGGAGUUUGGCUUCUUUGUCUCUUCUUUUUCAAACUGAAAUAGAAAGACAGAAACCUCUCAUAGGAUGGAGAAAGAUCGUGAACUAUGUACUCCUAAAAAUCUCUCGGAUCAUCUUCUUUGUGAUGGGAUUUCACUGGGUGAAAGUCAAAGGCCACUGUGCACAAGCAAAAGAAGCACCAAUUGUGUGCAUUGCUCCCCAUUCCAGCUUGUUUGAUGCACUAGUAUUUUUUAUGAUUCCUGAAUUACCUGCUGUGGUGUCAGCUGUAGAUCAUAUAAAAGUACCUUUCAUCGGAAAACUGAUCCAGUUCACUCAGCCAGUAUUUGUAUCUCGAGAAGACCCUAAUUCCCGACUUAAUACAAUCAAAGAAAUCAACAAGAGAGCUCAUUCAAAAGGAGCAUGGCCACAAAUUGUUAUUUUUCCUGAAGGGACAUGCACCAACAGAUCUUGUUUGAUAGGGUUUAAGCCAGGUGCUUUUUAUCCUGGUGUCCCUGUUCAGCCUGUAUGCGUUCGUUACCCUAAUAAAUUGGAUACUAUAACUUGGACUUGGGAUGGACCUGAUGCAUUUAAAGUAUUAUGGUAUACACUGUGCCAGUUUCAUAAUAAUGUUGAAAUAGAGUUUCUACCUGUACAUAUACCAAAUGAACAAGAAUUAAAAGAUCCAAAGUUAUUUUCUGAAAAUGUUCGCCUACAAAUGGCCAAAUGUUUGAAUUGUACUGUAACAGACCACACCUAUGAUGAUUGUCGGCUGGUAUUAUGGGCUGCAAAAGUGAAAAUUCCUAUUGUUAAAAGAAUUGUUGAAAUUUUUAAGCUUCAUAAAAAGCUUGGCUUUAACACAGAAGCCAUGAAUGAAGUUCUACUCAGAAUUCGUCGAAAAGUUUCUUCUGAACCACAAGAAAAGAUAACGUAUAGAGAAUUUUCUGAAUACUUAAAUAUAUCACAAAAUGACAGCUUGCAGCAGUUGUUUAAAAUUUAUGAUUUUGAACAGACUGGCCACAUUGAUUUAAGAGAUUAUGUAGUAGAUCUGUGUUUGGUUUCUGGUCCUGCUACUAUUGAAGAGGUAUUGAAAAUGGCCUUUCAAGCAUUUGAAUAUGGACAUGAAGGAUUUAUCAGAAGUCAAGGUUUUAAAUCUGUUAUGGUACACAUAUUUGAAAUGUCUGAUAGUGAAUGUCAACAGAUUUUUCAAGAUAUAGAUUCUGAUAAUGAUCUGAAAAUUACUUUUGAUGAGUUCUAUGGAUUUUCCAAGACACAUCCAAAAUAUAAAAAGUUGUACUACAUUUUUCAAGAGUCCACUAGCAAUAUAUUUGAUUUGUGUGUUCUGAAUGAGAUUUCUCUUGAGAACAAGGAGGAAUGAACACAGCAAUGCUAACUUUCUUACUUUCAGCCAGUAAACUCAUUGUGAUACAGGACAUAUUUUAACUGUGAAGAAAAUAUGAUACAACUACAGUCAUCAGCAUAUUACUGUUGCCGUAUUUGGAAAUGGUCAACGCUGACAGAUACCUGUCUUCUUUCUCUCACCUGCCUUGCUUCUCUUUAACAUGAAAACCGGUUUUCUUGUUAAAAUAGUAAUGUAAUUUAAAGUCAGAUAUUUCUCUUAAUCGUUCAUUAAUGUAGUAACAAUACUUACAUACAAACUGAUGCAUUUACGCAUACAUUUAGACACACAUUUACACAUCCACUUCCAUGUUUACAUAUGCACAUUUAUUUAUAAUUUCAACUGGAUAAUCAAAUACAUAUACACACACAAACACACACUGAUAAAUAAAUGCAGUCACUCCAUUCCCUUAUAUUUUCACACUUAUAUUUAUAUUCACCCUUUCGUGUAUAAAUCAAAAACUAUCUGCUAUUAUAUGUUAA
Molecule: messenger RNA, 2300 nt
Organism: Octopus bimaculoides (California two-spot octopus)
Lineage: Eukaryota; Metazoa; Mollusca; Cephalopoda; Octopoda; Octopodidae
Product: lysophosphatidylcholine acyltransferase 1
Cellular component (GO): endoplasmic reticulum
Molecular function (GO): lysophosphatidic acid acyltransferase activity; calcium ion binding
Source: RefSeq, a predicted model, not a curated record